GUGUCCUGAAAAACAUUUAAAGAAACAACUGCUGCCCAAAAUUGGCAAUUGAAGGUGGCGCGUACGUACAUCACUCUCACCCAUUCUCUUUUUGCCAAUUGCAUAGAACGCAACCCACAUUUACGUCUUCUGUCAACAAAGUUUUAUUAUGAAUCCCGAAGAAACUUUUAAAAAAAGGCGCAAUGAAGCCUUCAAAAAGGGCGAUUAUCCCGCAGCAUUAUCAGAUUACUAUCACGCACUUCUGCAUUUGCGAACUGUCGGUGGUCUUCAGCCUGCAAACGAUUUGAAAGAGAGACCGAACGAGCAACUCGUCAAGAUUUACAACAACCAGUGUGCUGUUUUGGCAAAGCAGGAGAAAUGGCCGCGCGUUUUGGAUACAGCCAUCCAGGCACGCGAAAUCGAUGCUGAAAACUUUAAAGUGGUCAAUGCAGCAGCCAUGACAAAGAGUACGAAUAGCACGAUCAGUAAUACCAUAGUAUACCCCGUCCAUCCAUGUCCCACAGCAAUCCGACGCUCCAAAAUUUGGUUCAUGUUUCUCAAAUAAAUCAUGACCCCAACGCAUAUACUCGCAAGCGCAAGUGCCACGAAAAUGUACGACACAACCUGAACUUGGAUCGAUGCUAGAUCGUCUGUUCCAAGGUAGAAUUAGAGGGUGCGAAUACUUUGGUUGGCAGGUCCAACAGCGUCAUAAAGCCUUCACACCAUUUACAUAUAUAUGAGCAUGGGUGUCUCUCUGUGUUGUGCGAACUGUCUAACUAGAGUGUUGCUUCUCCACGACGAGUGUAUAAUCAUGUGGGGGUUGUUGUGUGGAGAAGUAAAUUGAAUUGACUUUACCUAUU
Messenger RNA from Zychaea mexicana, 839 nucleotides. RefSeq lists its product as uncharacterized. The record is from RefSeq and is a predicted model, not a curated record. Lineage: Eukaryota; Fungi; Mucoromycota; Mucoromycetes; Mucorales; Lichtheimiaceae. Gene Ontology annotation, molecular function: protein binding. Bases 149 to 544 code for a protein of 131 amino acids. The transcript has 6 exons.